Xiphias gladius (swordfish) is the source of this 2002-nucleotide messenger RNA. Its product is annotated as Y+L amino acid transporter 2. Gene Ontology annotation, biological process: amino acid transmembrane transport. The transcript has 10 exons. NCBI's taxonomy places the organism in Eukaryota, Metazoa, Chordata, Actinopteri, Istiophoriformes, Xiphiidae. Gene Ontology annotation, molecular function: L-amino acid transmembrane transporter activity. Gene Ontology annotation, cellular component: membrane. Bases 91 to 1635 code for a protein of 514 amino acids. The record is from RefSeq and is a predicted model, not a curated record.
CAGGAGCAGCACCAACCUGAGAGACACUCUACAUGUUCAGAGGGACAGUUACACCUUUAGAUUUUCCCACAAAUAAGUACUGCAGGACUAAUGGAGGAUCUGUGGAAGAAGAUGGGGGUCAUGUCACAGAGAAUGUGCCCAAGUUCAAGGGCUCCGUCUGAUGAGGACUUAAAGGCCCCAGAUGGAGGGAAAGAAGAGAAAAUGCAGAUGAAGAGAGAAAUCUCUCUUAUCAACGGAAUCUGCCUCAUUGUAGGCAACAUGAUUGGCUCCGGGAUCUUUGUAUCACCAAAGGGCGUACUCAUACACAGUGCCUCUUACGGGCUGUCGUUGCUGAUAUGGGCUCUUGGCGGCAUCUUCUCAGUGUUUGGGGCUUUGUGCUACGCAGAACUUGGCACCACCAUUACAAAGUCUGGAGCCAGCUAUGCCUACAUCCUGGAGUCGUUUGGCAGCUUCUUAGCUUUCAUCCGCCUGUGGACGUCCAUCCUGCUGAUCGAGCCGGCCAGUCAGGCUGUUAUUUCCCUGACCUUUGCCAACUACCUAGUGGAGGCUUUCUACCCGACCUGCCAGCAGCCGUACAAUGCUGUCCGCCUCAUUGCUGCAUCCUGCAUCUGUAUGCUCAUUUUUAUCAACUGUGCCUAUGUGAAGUGGGGCACUCUAGUCCAGGACAUCUUCACUUAUGCCAAACUUAUCACGCUCUUCCUAAUUGUCAUUGUAGGAAUCCUGAAAUUAACUACAGGAGAAACAAAGAACUUUGACAAUCCAUUUGAGGGCUCCUCUACAGAUCCUGGAGCCAUAGCUUUGGCCCUCUACUCAGCUCUGUUCUCCUACUCUGGCUGGGAUACACUCAACUAUGUCACUGAGGAGAUUCAGAAUCCAGAGAGGAAUCUGCCCCUGGCCAUAGCCAUUUCCAUGCCCAUAGUGACCAUCAUCUACCUGCUAACUAAUGUGGCGUACUAUGUGGUUCUGGACAUGCCUUCUCUGCUGGCCAGUGAUGCCGUUGCUGUGACAUUUGGGAAUGCAGUCCUGGGGCCGUUCAAGUGGAUCAUCCCUGUUUCAGUGGCCAUGUCCUGCUACGGAGGACUCAAUGCUUCUAUCAUUGCUGCCUCACGGUUGUUUUUUGUUGGAGCCAGAGAGGGCCAUCUCCCCUGCAGUCUCAGUCUGAUCCACCUGGAACGCUACACACCUAUACCUGCACUGCUGUUCAAUGGGUUAAUGGGCCUGAUCUUUCUGUGUGUGGAGGACGUGUUCCAGCUCAUCAACUACUUCAGCUUCAGUUACUGGCUCUAUGUGGGUCUGUCUGUGGCUGGCCUCAUCUACCUGCGCAUCACUCAGCCAGACCGAUACAGGCCUGUCAAGUUGACCCUGUUCUUCCCCUUCAUCUACUGUCUGUGCAGCCUGUUCUUAGUCAUCAUCCCUCUGUACGGAGACACCAUCAACUCUCUCAUAGGAAUUGGGAUUGCACUCUCUGGGGCGCCCGUGUAUUAUGUGGCCAUUUACCUGCCUGAGGAGAAGAGGCCCAAAUUCAUACAAAAAUUAAACGCCUAUGCCACCAGAUACACUCAGACGCUGCUCUACUGCUGCCUGACCGAACUUGACAUGGAGACAGAAACAAAGGCAGGCACUAAAACGCAGUGAACUGCAGACGCAACCCUGUCGUUCGUUUCUGCCUGAGGCCUCAGUGCUGAAAAACAAGGCCUAGCAUGGAAAGCACGGCAAGGCGUAGACUCACUACAUUUGUGAGGCUUACUUCUGCCAGGUCAAGUUAAAAAAAGGCUGACAUCUCAAAUGACUUACCUCAAAGGACUGGACAUUUCAGGGACUGCAAACUGUUCUUUUCUUCUGUGAAUGCGAUAUACUUUUCUACAGAGAUCGAGGAUUAUUUUCUAUGGGGAUUUAAUAAAGCUAUGAAAAAAAUAUGUAGUUCAAGUUUACAUUUAGUUUUUGUGUGAAGAUGAUUACUUUUUUUCUGCUUAAAAAAAUACAUCAAAUAAUGAUUCUUUGA